GUAGGCCAACCUUGGGAAUUUUAAAAAAAUCUUGUGCAGUAAAACGAAGAAGUCUUUAAAUUCUCUGCUGAUUCCACCACUUCCGUUCACAUGACAAUCCGUAAUGUUUUUUAAAGGAGCUUUUAAGAAGGAUAAUCUACUGGCACCAAAUUAUGAUUCAGAAAUGUAUGAGGAACAUAAUUGUUUUGAGGCAUGAUAUUAGUUCCCCUACUUGUGAUACCAUAAGAGAUAAAGAAACCAAGAGAUAAAAGAUAAAAAAUGGCGGGUAUUGUUAUGGACACAAAGAUACACCCCUCAGAGAAAUAUGACAGGGUUAAAUUUCGUUCAGACCAAGGGGGAGCAGGACCGUCGACCUUGACCGAGAGAAAAUACCAACAGGACCGAUACUACGAGAUACAGACUGAUUUGACGUUAGAAGAGGCUCGAUACUCAGAAAUGCGCAAAAAGAUUCCAGGACUUGGUCGCAUUCCUAAAGAUCGCAUAGAUAGACAGAGCAAAGAAUCUGACUUCCAUAAAAGAAAUCAAGCACAUCUAUGUUUUGUGAAACAAAAUUUUCACGAAAUUGAGUGUAGCAAAUUUGUACCAGAUCCUGAAAAGAUUGGGGUAAAAAAGAUCAGGGAUUUAAAGUGUCAUUGUGGAGAAAUUUUUACAGAGCAUGUUGGGAUUUCUAACGCCCGAAACUUUGCUGAAAGGGAACUUGUGGAAACAUUUCUUGUUCCUGAAGAGUUGCGAAGCCACAUAAAUUAUGGAAACCUCUUUAAUGCUCCUCCAGAAAAUUUAGCAUCAAUUCUAUCCCAAGUUACAUGGACUAAAGAGGAUGCUUUCAGAAAAACGUCUUGUUCGACGUUUGGCAAAAUCUGUUUCGUAAACUAUGAAAACUCCAAACCUGCCAAGUAUAUUCGACUAAGUCACAAUGACUCGGUAGACAGAUGCCUGGAACUAAUGGAUAAACACUGGAAAAUAAUGGAACCCAAACGUCCAAGCUUGUGUAUAUCUGUAAUAGGAGGGGCAAAGAGCUUCAAGCUGGACAACAAGAUGAGAGAAACCUUCAACACUGGUCUCAUUAAGGCAGGAAAGUCAACCAACGCUUGGAUGAUUACGACUGGAUCAAACGUUGGGGUGAUGAAGGCUGUCGGAAAUGCGGUCAGUGAGGGACAGUCCUUUCUAUGGGAUAACGACAGAAUCACCCACACCCUGCGACUUAUCGGAAUAGGGCCAUGGGGAUAUGUCAAAGACAGGAAAAACUUGGAGAGUGACGGAAAUGGCUGUUUCCCGGUGCAUUUUCAGACCAGCAACAUUAUUCAACAUGGUAAGCCUGUGCCCUUAAAUCCAAAUCACACACACUUCGUGUUUGUGGACGAUGGAUUCAGGAACAAUUAUAAAGGAGCAUCGAAGUUUCGGGCUUUAUUUGAGCAGAAAGUCUCUAAACCAACACAAGCUGGUGGGUUAGGAAUACCAGUUGUGUUGGUGAUCUUAGAGGGCGGGACUGACGCUAUCAAUGACGCUAUGGUGUCUCUCAAUCACAAUAUUCCUGUUGUCGUCUGUUCAGGAACGGGCCGGGCGGCAGAUAUCCUGGCCUAUGCUUAUUCUCACACACGUAGCAGCAAAGGGGUGCUGAAAUCAAAACAUGAAAUCAAACUGAGAGACAAGAUAAAUGAAGCCUACGGGGGGAGAUGGAAGGAGAACGAAAUUGAUAAGAAUAUAGAAAUUCAUUUUACCAAUGUCAUGAAAUGCAUGGAACACAGAAAUUUGAUUAAUAUCUUUCCAAUGAACAAACAUGAAGACCUCGAUAUUGCCAUUCUUACGGCCUUGCUGAAUUCUAAAGCUGCAGAGGAUUCUUUUGAAAUCCGGAAGAACCAACUGCAGUUGGCAUUGACCUGGAACAGAGCUGACAUCGCCCAAGAAGAGAUCUUCAGGGAAGAUGUGUUGUGGCCACCAAGGAGUUUAGAUGACAUUCUAAUGGAAGCAAUCAUCGAAGAAAAGGUAGAGUUUGUUGCAUUGAUUUUACAACAAAACGUAGGGAUGAAGGAGUUUCUCUCGAAGGAGAGGUUACAACAACUUUACCAAAAGUCAUUACUUCGAGCGGACGCAGAUCAUCUAAAGAAAUUGAUGAGUAGUAAAACUCGCCGCUCAACGUUUUCAUACGACAAUCUUAAACGCUUAAUGGAGUCCCUGAUGUACAAAUACGACCACGAUAUAGAGGAAAGGAAAACUAAUGACAAUAUAACAGGGAGAAAAUACUCCUUAGACUUGAAACCCGAGAAGCCACAACUGCUGUUUAAACAUCCAUAUAAACAGCUGAUGGUUUGGUCCAUUCUAAUGUUAAGACAAAAGAUGGCAAAGUUUGCCUGGCAGAUGGGGAGUGAGCCAAUCACCAGUGCAGUGGCUGCAGCAAGAAUUUAUGGCAGCAUGGCUAAGAAUGUUCAUAGAAAUGAAUCCGCAUUGAAAGAAAAAGUGUUGAUUUUUAAAGAUGAGUUUGAGCACUUAGCAAGAAGCGUGAUUGACGAAUGUCAUGCAAAACAGAAGGAGAAGGCGAUGAUGCUGGCGGAAAGGAAGUCUCCUUCCUGGAGUGAAAUGACCAGUCUACAGAUCGCAGCCUCCGGAAAAAACAUGGUUUAUCUCUCCUCUGUAGCUUGUCGAAAUUCGAUCGACGCCACAUGGCGCCGGGGGAUUUUAUCUCGAUGGCAGGUCUUAGUGACUGUAUUUUUCCCUUUCUUGCUGUUUACGCCCUUUUUGAAUGUCGAUGCGAUGGGGGAGAAGAAAGUCAGGACUUUCCAGAAAAUCCUAACGUUUUACACUGCUCCGAUUACAAAGUUUACCCAUUACUCGAUCCUGUACAUUUUCUUUGUGGCUCUAUUUACCUACUUUCUAUUAGUGGACUACCAACCAAACGAAAUCACCACAAUCGAGAGAAUCUGCAUAUUUUGGAUUUUUACAUUCAUUGUAGAUGAAAUUUACACACUACUGACUUUUCCAUCCCCGACUUUUGGUGGAAAGAUAAGAGACUGGUACGGAAUGCUAAAAUGUAUCGACUUGUUCAAUCUAUUGUUCGCGUUAUUAGCAUUUGUAAUUCAGGUCAUUACAAUGCAUACGAACGAGAAUGCGAUUAAUGUCAGGAUUGUAUUCUCAAUCAACUGUAUAAUUUUCUACAUACGAAUAAUGAAGCUGUACACAGCAAACAGCAGUCUUGGACCCAAGCUUGAGAUGAUCAAAAUGAUGUUCGCCGAACUUACGACUUUUCUCUUAGUGGUAAUUGUCUUUCUCGCGGCUUACGGAGUGUCCAGACACUCGCUUCUGUAUGGGCAAACAGAAGCAUCAUGGAAAAUCUUCACAGACAUUUUAUUUCAUCCCUACUGGCAGCUGUAUGGAGAACUUAAAUUUGAGGAAUCAAUGAAAACGGCGGACAACGCUGGAAGUCCAGUUUUAACUCCGACGACUACUUCAUCGAUAUCGGACACUAAGUGUCCUUGUUGGAUUUCAUCAUUACAGAUGAACUUGACGAAUUCAUCGCAAUCGGACCAAGGCUGCCCUUGUUGGUAUUCUUCAGUACAGAAUAGGUUGACCAGUUCAUCGCUAUCAGACAUCGGAUGUCUUUGUUGGAAUUCAUCAAUACAAAUAAACUUCAACAAUUCGUCGAUAUUUGACAUUAACUGUCCGUGCUGGAAUUCCUCAGUACGGAUGAACUUGAUCAAUUCAUCGAUAACGGACAUUGAAUGUCUUUGUUGGAAUGCCCUACCUCAGAAGAACACAAUGAGUCCGCAAAUAUUACACGUGGAGAAUCUAAAUAUCGUAUUGGUAUAUAUUCUGUGUGCAGGAUAUCUCAUCAUCGGCACUAUCCUGUUGUUCAAUCUUCUCAUUGCCAUAUUCAACCACAUCUUUACUAAAGUGGAAGAAAAAUCCAACGAAAUCUGGAAGUUCCAAAUGUACUUCUUAACCAUGGAGUUUGACAAUAAGACUGCAUUGAUUCCCCCAUUGAGUAUAAUCCAUCAUUUGUACCUGUUUUUCAAACUGAUAGCAAGGAAAACUUGCUGUAAGAAGAGCUCUAAAGGAGUUCAGUUUACUGAGCGACAUCUGGAAUAUUUACAACUUUUUGAGACAGAGGAAAUGGCCAACUAUCUGCGGCAUAAGAAAUCAGAACACAAGGAUUCGGCCGAGUCCAAACUUCAGAAAAGGGUUGAGGAACUCUUUAAUCUGGUGGAGGAAGAGUUUACGGCUGAUCAGGAAGAUGUCCUCACACUUCUCAACACAAAGACAGCAAACUUAACGAGAGAGAACACAUCUGAGCGUUUAAUGUUAAAGUCUAAUAGAUGGCCCAAACCAAAGGCUGUAAUUGAGUUUGCCAAGAAGCUAGAAGAGAAGGAAGCCAUGGAGGUGGCAACAGAGACCCUGAAGGAUGAAGAAAAAAUUAAGAGAGCGGGGACAAAGAAGGACAGAAAAUAUAAGAGAAAAUUGAAAGAAGAAAAGAAAAUUUAUGUAACAGACCAAGAAAAUGAAGAAGAGCCUGUAAUUGAAACAGACAUCGAAGCUCGGAUCCAUAUUCCUGAGCCUGGGAUAACUCAGCCUCUUAGACAUUCAAGAAAUCUGUCUCCAUGGACAAUCAACCGCAAACCGGAUAACAGAACUCUUUACACACAUCGGCGUGUGUCAUUACAACGUCAUUCGUCGGGCGACUCGUCUGACAGUGAGGACAACGAACAAGUAAAAUAUCCGGUGCAGUAUAAAACUCUGGGUAUUCCAGCGGAAACCAGUUCAGAAUCAUCACCGAGUGGUUCCGAUACAGGCGUUCCCAGGAUAACGAGGAGACGGUUAUCACUGAGGCGGAUGGAGAGUAGUACGGAAGACGAGCUACGAUCUAGAGCAAAACUUUUUCAAAGAUUUCGUCGAAAUCGACAGCUAUCGGAUUCAGAUUAAUUUUUCAAAUUAAUAGCUAGAUUACAACAACAAUUGACGAGUCAUUUGAAAAUUUAAUCUAUUUAUCAAAGAUUGAAACUAAAAAAACAUGUAGAGCAAUUUAAAUAAGAGCCAGAGCUUUAAUUUCGUUGAGUUAAUAGUAUGCUAAUUGAUAAACCAAAAGCCGAACAAUUAAUCAACUAUAGUUCGUCCCAUUGUACCAUUCCGUGACGUUUUGAUUUAUUCUUUAGCAAAACUACACACACCUAUUAAAGAAUAUUCAAAACAAAAAUGGUUUUUUUUAUUAAAGUAAAAAUUAUUGUUUCAACACUGAUGUAAUUUUCAAAAUCGUCUAUUAAAAAACAAUGUACUGCAUGAUUAUCUCUAUACUGAGUAUAAUAGCAUUAGCCAGUGAAAUGAAUAAUGUUUUAGAUAUUCAUUCAGUAUGUCCCAUAUGUUUUUCAGCAUAUUUUAUAGUACGUUACUGACAUUCUUACUACUUUCCUUCAUCAGGUUCGACAUGUAUAUAUCUACAACAUGUAUAAAUCUACAAAUUUUGGGGCUGUGUGUGUGUGGGGGGGGGGGGGGCGGCGAUG
Magallana angulata is the source of this 5486-nucleotide messenger RNA. RefSeq names its product transient receptor potential cation channel subfamily M member-like 2. Gene Ontology annotation, cellular component: membrane. The transcript has 26 exons. Gene Ontology annotation, molecular function: ligand-gated calcium channel activity. Gene Ontology annotation, biological process: calcium ion transmembrane transport. Bases 259 to 4911 code for a protein of 1550 amino acids. Lineage: Eukaryota; Metazoa; Mollusca; Bivalvia; Ostreida; Ostreidae. The record is from RefSeq and is a predicted model, not a curated record.